Molecule: messenger RNA, 4702 nt
Organism: Neolamprologus brichardi
Lineage: Eukaryota; Metazoa; Chordata; Actinopteri; Cichliformes; Cichlidae
Gene: ttc17
Product: tetratricopeptide repeat domain 17
Biological process (GO): cilium organization; actin filament polymerization
Cellular component (GO): actin cytoskeleton; cytoplasm
Molecular function (GO): protein binding
Source: RefSeq, a predicted model, not a curated record
AUCCCCUGGUGGGAGUCUAUUGUUGUCGCAGGAAAAAAAUAGAAAAAGAAAAAGGGAGACAGAAAAAUGGCGGACCUCAGGAAAAUCUGCCCGGAGUCUUUGCCCUGCCGUGUCAACUAUUCGCGGAAAACGUCGCUACAUGGAAAGCUUUUCAUCCUCCUGUGUAUACUUGCAGUGGACUCCGGAGGGGCUACGACCCACUGGGUUGUCACAGAGGACGGAAAAAUUCAGCAGCAAGUGGACUCCCCUUUAAAUCUGAAACACCCGCACGAUGUUGUAAUCUUCAUGAGGCAAGAAACUCGCGUUAACUACCUCAAGAAGCUGGAGAAGCAGCUAGUGGCACAGAAGAUUCAUAUUGAGGAGAAUGAGGACCGAGAUACGGGUUUGGAGCAGAGGCAUUACAAGGAGGAUGCAGACUGUGUAAUGGCUAAGGUACCCCUGGGAGACCUGGAUCUGUAUGAUGGCACUUAUGUCUCAUUGGAAAGCAAAGACAUCAGACCUGAAGACUACAUUGAUUCCAGGUCUGCUCUACCCCCAGAUCUAGAGAAGCCAGACUGUGGGAAAGUGUUUGAACUACCUUAUAGUAUCCAUGCUUUCCAGCACCUCAGGGGUGUACAGGAGAGGGCAAACCUGACCUCCCCACUUCUUUCUAAGGAGGAUCCUAUUUUUAGUUCAUUGUCUCCUAAGCUGGGUCGGAGUGCUGACGAGGUGGGUCAUCGCAUCCAUCAAGGCUUACUGAGGAAUUCGUCGUCCUGGGUGCUGUACAACAUGGCGUCAUUUUAUUGGCGUAUGAAGAAUGAGCCUCAGAAGGCCGUGGACUGCGUUGUGCGCGCUCUGCAUUUCUCCCCAAGGCAGCACAAGGAUAUAGCCCUGGUUAACAUGGCCAACAUCCUACAUCGUGCCCAUUUUUCAGCCGAUGCUGCUAUCCUCGCCCACGCUGCCCUCGACCUUACCUCAGACCUCUUCACCAGUCACUACACUUUAGGCAACAUUUAUGCUAUGCUUGGGGAAUACAACCACUCGGUGCUUUGUUACGAGCAGGCACUGCAGGCCCAGCCAGGCUAUGAACAGGCCCUAAGGAGGAAGCAUGCUGUGUUGUGUCAGCAAAAACUGGAGCAACGCCUGGAAGCCCAGCACAGGUCCCUACAGCGGACACUGAAUGAGCUGAAGGAGUACCAAAAGCAGCAUGAUCACUACCUUCGCCAGCAGGAGGCGCUGGACAAACACAAGCUGCUGCAGGAAGAACAAAUCCUGCGCAACAUUAUCCAUGAAACCCAGAUGGCCAAAGAAGCCCAACUUGGGAACCAUCAGAUGUGUCGGCUGGGUCAGCAGCAGCACAGCCUCUACUGCCCGUUUGACCUGCCUGUGCGCUACCACCGGGGUGAUCUGUUUGAACAUGUUCAGUAUGUCCAAUUUGGAGAAGAGGUGUCAGUGGCAUCCAGUGUGGCACUUGUGUCAGAGCGCAACUCAAACCAGACGGAAGCCAGCCUCCAGCUCCACCCCACUGUGUCUGGGGGCCAGGAUCCCGCUGCCGCCCUCUGGGGCAGCCAUCAGGAUUACACAAAGGACUUGCAGAGGAUGUUGUGGCCUCAGAGGUCUGACUGUGCCCACGAGUAUCCAAGUGUCCCCCCAGCUCACCUGCUGCCAACCUACUACCUUUCACCUGAAUCACAGGGCAUCAGCCCAGUGGCAACUCUUCUUUAUGGGACCAGCAGUCUUUCUGGGACAGUAGGUCUGCCAGACUGUGGUCCUGUCCUCCAACCAUACCCAGCCCUUCUGCCUGCCUCACUAGAGUGGCCCCUGGAAGAAAAGGAGCUGCCAGAUUCUUUUGCCUCUGAGAUACUGCAGUUACGUAGUGGAGGAUGGACGCUGGACCAAAUUGGCCAUAGAAUUGCUCAAGCCAUGAAUCAAGCCACCAUACCCCGCUGGCAGGUCCACAAUGAGGCAGCUCUAUUUUGGCGAGCCAAAGGCAAUGGUAGCCGUGCCCUGCAGUGCCUGCGCCAAGCCUUGAGCUCAACUUCGCCUUCCCAUCGCCACCUUCCUCUCGCCAAUGCUGCAAACCUGCUGCUACACCACGGCCUAAGCACCCACGCACAAACACUGCUGGAGUAUGCAUUGGCACUUAAUGCGUCAGAGCCUCACACCCUGCUCAGCCUGGUGAGCGUACACUUGGCCCAGGGCAAUGUGACAGGUGCCCUGGCCCUGUUCCGCCACAUCCUGGUCACGGCCCUUUCCUCCUCUUCCUUCACGUCCUUUUCUGGCUGUGAGCAGUGCCGCAGCAGUCUACCUCUGCUGCGUUGUCUUCAGUUCUACCCCUCCCUUUACAAUCUCUCAAACCGACAGUCCUGCUCAAUUGAUCCGGAGGGCACUGCCUGCAUGGCUGAGGAGGACCUCGGCCUGCAGCUGGAAGACUGGGAGGGCAGUGAAGAGAAGCAGGACGCACCGGCCAUUUCUGCCAUGGAAGACACUCUGCUCUUUGAGAAGGUCAUCGUGGACAGUAACGGCUCAGAUGAGGCAGCCGGACAGCAGCAGGCUUCUCCUUCUGCAUCGGCAGCGGCAAAAAUGAGCACUUCUUUUGGAGAUGGAGGAGAAAAGGAGGAGGAGGACUGGCAGCUGAAGGAGGAUCUGAUGGGAGCCUUUGAGGGUGCACUGGAUGUCGGUGGGAAGCGAGGUGACCUGCGAGGUAUCCGGGUGCUAAAGAACGACCGCGUCAUGGGUGCUCGUCCUGGUAGUGGGCCCUGUUUUGGAAACUGUGAGGAUGAUGAGGGAGCAGAGUGGAUCACUUUCCAAGUAAAGCGGGUCAGAAAGGCUAAAGUGGAUGGGUCAGAAAGUGUUUCCACCUCUGAUGACAGCCAGAAUGGGGACUCACUGCCUGGGGGUCACUCUGUUUUGGAGAUCAGCGGUCCAACUAUCCCAUCGCCCGGUCCUUCAGGUCGUUGGAGAGACUACACAAGUCUUGGCUGGCCAGGGCCAGAGGAGUGCCAGCGGAUACGGAGGGUGGACCUCACUACUGUAGCUAGCACUUGGUUGGCUGUUUCUGCCAAGAACAUUGACAUCACAGAGCACAUAGACUUUGCCACUCCACUCCAGGAGCCAGCUGUUGAACCUUUAUGCAACGCCAACCUAGCUGCUAGUAUGCACACCCUCGACCACCUGGCAGGGGUAGCCAAUCGUGCCGCCAUCCAUUACACUGGGGAGAGCCAACUGCGUGAGGUCCUGCAGAAUCUCGGCAAAGAUAAGUUUUCCCCACAGUCCUUUGAGCAGGUGGGCACCCGCAUCGCUAAAGUCCUGGAGAAGAAUCAGACUUCCUGGGUUUUAUCCAGCAUGGCUGCACUAUACUGGAGAGUGAAAGGUCAAGGCAAGAGAGCCAUCGACUGUCUACGACAAGCACUCAACUACGCUCCCCAUCAUAUGAAGGAUGUGCCACUUAUCAGCCUGGCCAACAUCUUCCAGAACGCCCGGCUAUGGGAGGACGCGCUUACAGUGGCUCGCAUGGCAGUAGAAAUUGCUCCGCACUUCGUCGUGAACCACUUUACCCUUGCCAAUGUCUAUAUAGCAAUGGAGGAGUUUGAGAAAGCCAUGCGCUGGUACGAGUCUACUUUGAAGCUGCAGCCAGAGUUCGCUCCUGCCAAAGAUCGACUGAGAACCAUUCAGUGUUACCUGCUCACCAAGAGGGAACGUCGUCAGCCCUAAACCACUCAGCCAGUUUAAUCCCAGUAGUACCCACUGGCCAUGCACACAUCAGAUAAACACUCACACACAUACAUGCAGACAGAAUACACAUCAGAAGAUUGCAACAAACUUGCACAAAGUAAAAGUGUAAGAAAAAAUGGACUAAGUCAAACAUGAGGUGUCGAGCUUUAUAUUCGGCUGAAUCUGAGUCUUUGUUUGUUUUUGGGUUUUUUUUUUUUGGGGGGGGGGUGUUUUUAUUUUUAUUUAUUUUUUUUUUUUAAAAAAGGUCUAACCAAUACCAAGAAUUAAGUUUGAACUGUCAUACAGUAAAACUGUAGAUAAUCUUGGCCCACUACUUGCAGGAUUUUUGUGUUAUGUCUCAAAAUCAAAAGGCUCAGACUCAUUUUUGCAAAUCCAUUUUUGCAUGAUUUGCAAUAAAAGUUGGACAAAACGAAUGACCACAGAACCCACCUUAUUCUCUUACAUUAUUUUAUUUAAAUUGAAGAAAAGCUUAAACUGUCUUUCUUGAAGACAUUUUACUGCUGUUUAAUAUGAGGAAGUGGGAUCUAUAACAAAAACAAGUAUAUUGCUCUAUUACGCUGAAGGAUAAUGCGAUACUACCGCCUGAAAAUGGUACAUUUUAAUCUAAAGUAAUUGGGGAUGAUACAGUAUUUGCUUUUGCUGAGACGGUAUGGAAUGUGCUUUUCAACUCGAGCUUAAAUGAGGUUGACUCGAUUAAUAUAUUCCCUCACUAUUUCUGCUUCUUAAAAUGGAUGGGGACAUUCAGUUCUUUUGCACUUUUUUUUUCUUAUAGCAUUCCUAUUUAUAUGGGACCUAAACGAUUAGAUUUUUGCGCCAAGCUACAAAAGACAGAAAAUAAACUAUGCUAUUACAUUUGCUUCUUAACUUAUGGAAAUCAUCUGGCAGAAAAAUGAUAUCUCAUUGCCCAUCUAUAAAAAGGAAAAAUAAUGUUAAAAAAAACCGGAAUCUGUAUUAAAUGUACAGUAUUAAAGGCAGUGUGUGGAUUUCA